AUCAUUUAAAAUUGUAUUUUCUCAUUAUUAUAUUUUUUUAUAAAAAAAUCUAACAUACGGGCACCUGGAAAAUUAUUUGCCCGGAUAGAAUAACCACCGGUUACUUAUUUGCAGCGUCUUUAUCAUGAGAAAGUGAACGUGGGAAUUUGUUAAAAUGAAUCAGAAAUCGGUGAAUUAAAGUUAGGUUAUGUAGCGUUUUGUUUUUGUGCUUGCAAAAUAGAAAAUAAACUGUAAUUUGCCGGUAUUUAUUGUACCAGAAAAACACUAAACGAACCGUACACAAUGAAAAGAAAACGCAAGGAUACCUGCCCCUCGCCUAUCCUGGACGAGAGCCCUAAAAGAACAAAGGUUCAAGCUCAGAGGAAGUUUGCCCAAAAUUCCGGAGUGCAUAGCCCCGUAAUAACACCAAUCAGAGAUUUAGAACCAGCUGAUCUAAUACCACAUACAAAUGUUAUGCCUCUGCCAAUGAAACGGCCUAACACAGAAGACUUUCUAACGUUUCUCUGUUUUCGGGGCACUCCAAUUCUGCCGCCUAACUUGCAAUUCUUCAAUACAGCAUCGAUAGUAACAGAUGGGCAAGUGCACGAGAUCAAGGGUGAUUCUCCUAAGAAUGGUCCCAUUGAUAUUGCGAAAUGUGCCGCUGGAUCUUCGGAAAAACCAUUUAUAGCUUUUGGAGUUAGGAAGAGGGCAGAUCCGAUUGUUAUAAGUAGGCAAAUGGAGAGAAAAAGGAGGCAUGCUCUAGCAUUACAGGCACUUCGAAGAAAAUACCAAGAACAAAAAAUGGCCAAAAUACGUGCACUGACGAUCAGUAAAUUAAGCGAAAAAACAACAAACAAAACCUUAGUAAAAACAAACACCAUCCAGAAAACCGAAACAGUAACAAAGAAAACGAAUACACUACAAAAAACUAAAGUUAUAGCAACCAAACAUGUGAAAGUAACAACCCAAACUUUGAAGACCUCUUUGAAGCCGAAAGUCAAACCCAAAAUGUGUUUGAGAAGCUUCAGAGGUAAAUUUGUUCAGAAAGAACUGCCUUUCAAGGCCAAAAGAAAUAUUUUGGUAAAGGAAACAACCAAAAAACCAAACGUUGCGUUUAAAAAGGUCCCUGAAACACCAAAAUCCAGCAAAACUGUAACAACCAGUAAGGAAAGAGUUAAACCAGAAACAAACAAAGUGAAACAAGCGAAACAGCCACAAGCCAAGGCUAAAUUAAAACAAGAGGUGCGCUCAAACGCUCGUAUAACUCGUUCAGGACUAACUACUGUUAUUAGGAGCCCUAAAAUAGCGUCUACAAUGCAGAGGCCUCAAGUUAAAAGAAGAAUUCUGAUUCCCAGCAACACUGUUACCGUUGUAAAACCAAAACUGCGUUCCACAACUCUUAAAAAGACUAUCGUUUCACGUAAGAAAGCUCAACAAAGGAUGCGAGCAAUAAUUUUAAAGAACAAGUCAGAAAAAAUUGGGAAAUCUUCCCCAGAAGCCGCACCAAGCACGUCAAAUACACAGAAAGCCACUCCAGAAGCGAAGAAGUCUGAAAAAGAAACUGGUGGUAAACGAGGAUCAGAUUCGGGUAGAAGAUCAGGAAAUAAUGAUGAAUCGAAAAAGACGCCUGUAUCAGAAGUACCUAAAAGAGUUACGAGGAAGGAUUCUGAGUCUGCUAUUAAAGUUGUUCAAGAAAAAGUUGUGGAAAGCAAGAAGGAGGUGACUAAGAACGUAGAAAUGAAGAAAGAAGUGAAAAUAGCUGAAACAAGAAAUAAAAAAGAGGUUAAGAAGAACGUAAGUGUGAAGAAAGAAAUUAACUUAAAGACCAACACUAGAGAAGUGAAGAAAAACGUAGACCUAAAGAAAACCAUCGAUUCUGUUGUUGAGAAGAACGAGGAUGGCCAGAGGGUGAAAAAAGAUGUCAAAACGGUUGAAGUAACUGUCAAGAAAGUUGUUAGAAAAAGCGAAGAUAGACCGGCAAAUACAAAAAGUAGUGGAUCUAAAGAUAAAGGUCCUGAAAUAAAACGGUUCAAGCCCAGUACGGAAGCAGUUCCAACUGAAAUCGUUGAGAAACCACCUAAUCCUGCUCCAAAAAUCAAAGCUACAAGUUCAAGUGAUAAACCACCCUGUGUAGGUGAUGAGGAAGUUUUAAAACCUCCUCAGGCUGAUAAGAAUAAGAAAAAAAUCCCGCCGAAAGAAGAGCAAGUAAAGAAAGAGCUACAAGUUAAGAAGGACGAACCUCCUAAAAGGAAACCACCUUCUAAACGUGAAGAUCCCGAACAAAAAUCUUCUGCAAGGCCGAGUAGAAAAACCAAAGAAGCUGCAGCUAUUUACAUGGAGUUAUUAAGCCAUAAACUGGUAAACGAAAGUCAAAUUGAUGAUGAUAACGUUUCUAUAGACAGUUUUCCUGAAUUGCCUAACGUCAAAAGAACAGAACAGCGGGAAAUUGAACUUAAAGCUCAGGCAAAGAGUACCAAAGACGAUGUUGAAAAAGAAUCUCCCGAAAAUGCACCAGUUGAAGAGAAGAAAGUUGUUAAAAAGGCUGUGAAAGUUAAAAAGGAAGAAAAAGUUGAUGAGGUUAAAGUUAUAAACGAAGAAGAUAUUUUGAAGAAACCUACUGAAGAGAAUACGAUGCCUAGUAUUAAUACCGAAAUCAAAAUAGAGAAUACACCUGUCAGUAUUGUUACAGAAACUCCUCAAAACAUUGUGACCAAAAGUACGUCUAAUCCUGAUUCAGAAUUACCUGAGACAAAACAACAAUCAGAAAAGAUUAAGAAACCGGAACAAACUAAAAUAGCUAUAGACAAGAAAAUCGAGCCAAAACCAAAAGAACCCAUAGAAGAACCGACAGCUCCUAAACGUCAAACUAGAUUAUCCGCUCAAACAGGCAAGCAUUCUGAAACUGACUCAUCCGAUGAGUCUUUUCACGCAGACGUCAGAAUUCCUCGCAAGAAAAAACUGACCAGAAGCGCAGCAAAACCCGUCAUGAACGUGUUAGAAACUAACGUUGAUAUCAUUUUAGAAGCUGCACGGGUUCUUGAAGCUGAAAAAUCUGUCUUAGUCGAAAAAGAAAAGAUUGUUGAAGUAAUUGCGGAAAAAGAAAGCGAUUCAGAUGAAUCCACUACAUCAGACAUCAAUUUAAAAAGUCUUCAAACUAAGCAGAGGAACAAGAAACUGUCUAAAACUAAGAGCUCGAAAGGUUCUCAGAAAUCCAAGCAAAGUUUCAGCGAUUCGGACGAAGAACCUUUGUCAAAGUUAACUUCGAAGAAAACUGAAAAACCUAAACCAACAAUGAGUAGGAAAACAGCAGAUAAAAGCUUGGCUGAAGUAACUUUGGUUAAUGAACCCAAACCCAAGCGAGAAUGCACCAAGAGACCCUCAAAUUACCUUCCUAUGUUAUCCAGCAGUGAAGAAGACGCAGAACCUUACUUCCUUGGAUUUGACACUUCCAAAGAGGAUUUGAAGAAGUCGAAAACUUUUGUGCAGUCUCUGGUUCCUUCUUUAGACCUUCUUAAUAAAGAUAUAGGUAGAAAAGGUAAGGUGAAUAUGUCCAACGAGCAGAUAGAACAGUGGUUGAAAGAUUCUGCAAUGGCUGGAAGCGUGGUGGCGAAGGAAAAUGACGCUAUGCCUAAGUUCGGGGAAAUACCCGAAACCAAACCCGUCGAACCUCCUGAGUCUUUCAAACCUAAACCUGUAACUAGUCCAGAAGAAAAACCAAAAAGCGAACUUCUUAAGUCUCCUUUGGGUGACAGAAAGUGGAUUUUUAAGAAAGACAAGAAGGAUUCUACCCCGAACAAGAACGCGUUUUCCCCUGACAACGAAUGUAGUGUCUAUGCUUUCGGUGAAGAAAACGAAGACGUUAUUUGUACGCCCUUCAGGAGACCUUCACGCAGACCUUCUAGUACUGCCACCUCUAAAUCCGAAGACGAACUAUCGAAGAACGACGAUACGCCUAAACAAAGUCCGUUUCGUAAGCCUUCGGAGUCUGAAGAUGCCAGAUGCUUUAAUAUACCUCUGAAUCCCACAAAGCCUAGUAAGGUGGUUAAGAGUGAACCUAUGGUUCCCCCAUCGACGAGUUUUCACGGUAAAAGAAGCAGUAAGCCGUUGUUUGAGAGGGUUCCUGAACCUUUUGACGAUGGGAAGUAUAAGAUUCCGAGUUCGCCCAGUGCGAGUAGCGGAAGCAGUGCCAAGUUGUAUAAGAAGCCGAACCAGAAGCAGAAGGGGAGGGGUUUUGAGACGAUUACGCCUGUCUAUGUGUCGGAUUUCCCAAAACCCACUGAUCCAGCGAAGUUUGUAGAGGCACCGGUGUUUCAUCCUACAGAACAAGAGUUUCAAGAUCCAUUGGAAUACAUAGAACGCAUUAGGCACAAAGCUGAACAGUUUGGAAUUUGCAAAAUCGUACCGCCAACUUCUUUCAAACCUGAAUGCAAAGUAUCUGACGAUAUGAGAUUCACUGCUUACAAUCAGUACGUUCACAAAAUGCUACACAGAUGGGGUCCCAAUUUCAAGGAGUUUAUAGCUAUUAGGAAAUAUCUAGCGACUCAGAACAUCACAUUGAAAACACCACCAUGGAUUGGAGGUAUGGAAGUCGAUCUGCCUAGAUUAUACCAAACUGUACAAAGUUUGGGAGGUCUAAAAGAAGUUAUUGAGAAGAAAAAAUGGCCCAAGGUGUCGGAUAACAUGAAAAUUCCCAAAUCUGCGCAAGAUAGAGUGACUAAGCUGGACGAUAUUUAUUGCAAAUAUCUUUUACCCUAUGAUACGCUAUCACCAGCUGAAAGAGAAAAACUCUUUGAUGAAGUGGAAACUUACUGGGCUAAAAGAGAAUCAAAAAAUCUUCAGAUGAAAACUGAUCAGAAACCUGAAGAAAUGUCUGACGGAGAAGACGAUUAUUCUGAUGAUAAUGAAGCGGAGGAAUGUACGAUUAAAGGAAAAAAUAUGGCGCUAAAUGCAUUCUACAGGAUCGCUAGGAACACCAUGUCAAUGUACUUCAAGGUUGCCGAACCUUCCGCUCAAGAGGUGGAGCAAGAAUUCUGGCGUUAUGUAACUCAAAAACAGAACCACAUCUGCGUCCAUUCGGCGUCCAUCGAUUGCGGAAAUUGGGGCUACGGAUUUCCGGUAUCCAAGAACAGUCCUUUCGCCAGACAUCCCUGGAAUCUCAAGGUUCUUACAAAUAAUAACGGUUCCGUUUUGAGAUCCUUGGGUCCAGUUAUGGGUGUAACCGUACCCACCCUCCAUGUGGGCAUGGUGUUCAGCACGUGCUGUUGGUACCGCGACCCGCACGGCCUGCCCUGGGUCGAGUACCUGCACACAGGCGGUGCCAAAAUCUGGUACGGCAUACCGAGUUCGGCGUGCGAGGUGUUCCACGCGGCCAUGCAGAAACUGGUGCCGAAUUAUUGCCGGGACAAGGAACUGUGGUUGCCGUCGGACACGGCGAUGGUACCGCCUGGAUUGUUGAUGGAGCAUAACGUGUCAUUGUGCAGAACCAUUCAAGAACCCGGUCAAUUCCUAGUCGUUUUCCCCAAAGUUUUUACCUCCAGCAUCAGUACGGGCUACGUCGUCUCCGAGAGUGUCUACUUUGCACCGCUCUACUGGCUCAGAACCGCCCGAAAUCUGUUCAAUGAUCUGAAGACAAGCUGCGAGCCAUCUAUGUUCUCUUUGGAUAAACUACUGAUCAGCAUAGCCAACGAUUCUCGAUCGAGUGUCGAUGCCUUAAGGGUUAUUUUGCCCUUUAUUGAAGAACUGAGUGCCAAUGAAAAAGAGUACAGAUCGAAACUAAGGAGUUUCGGUAAAAUUGAGGAAGAGAAAAUUACUCCCGAAACGACAACCAAAAAGAAAAAGAUGCACAACGUCGAGGGGGAUUUUGAAUGCGAAGUGUGUCGCAUCAAUUUGCAUGUUUCUAUGGUUAUCGAUACACAAGACGAUCUGAUCUAUUGUUUAGAAGAUGCCGUCAAUCUAGUCGCUAAAAACACCAAAAUGGUGGAAAAACUUAAGCUAAAAUAUACGUUAGACGAGAACGAAUUAGGCCAAAUACCUGGCAAAAUUACCGCAUUAAUAGAAACUAAGCUACAGAAGAAAGUGCCCAGCAAAUAUGCUGGCAUGCCUACCAUGUUAAAAUAAACCAUCAAAAAUCAAACACCAGUUUAGAUCAAAACAUUCUAAGAGUCUACCCUACGUUAUUUAUUUUUUAGUUGUUAUUUUACGGUAGGGAUUAGGGAUAAAUAAAUACAAGUAAGCAAACCA
Molecule: messenger RNA, 6219 nt
Organism: Sitophilus oryzae (rice weevil)
Lineage: Eukaryota; Metazoa; Arthropoda; Insecta; Coleoptera; Curculionidae
Product: protein Jumonji-like
Exons: 12
Coding region: 283-6096 (1937 amino acids)
Biological process (GO): chromatin remodeling
Cellular component (GO): nucleus
Molecular function (GO): histone demethylase activity; DNA binding
Source: RefSeq, a predicted model, not a curated record